Molecule: messenger RNA, 1926 nt
Organism: Sander lucioperca (pikeperch)
Lineage: Eukaryota; Metazoa; Chordata; Actinopteri; Perciformes; Percidae
Product: piggyBac transposable element-derived protein 4-like
Exons: 4
Coding region: 1-1926 (641 amino acids)
Source: RefSeq, a predicted model, not a curated record
AUGGUAAAAUCGAGUGGUCCUCGAAAACGUAUCAUCCCGGCGGCCCUCCACCUCGUCGCUGUGGCAGCGAAAACGAAAAUGAAGACCAACAACAACAACAACAACAACAACAACAACAACAACACGAGCACACACGCUCUGCUUCUACUGCUACUGCUUCCGCCCGCCGCCGCUCCCCAGACCCCGGGACCCACAGAGUACGCAGCGGCCCGCGUGCACGACAUAGUCUCCGCGUUCGAGCUGUUUGUCACGUGGGACGUGGAGGAGAUCGUGGUGGCGGCGACGAACCUCGAGGGCCUGAGGAAAUGCGGCAACGACUGGAAAACGAUGGACGCCGCGGACCUGCGCGGCUACCUCGGGCUGCUGAUCCUCUCGGGCGUGUACAGGUCCGGCAACGAGGCUGCGGAGAGCCUGUGGCACGAGGAGAGCGGCAGGCCCAUAUUCCGCGCCACGAUGCCGGUCAAACGGUUCCACGCGUACUCGAGACUGCUGCGAUUCGACGACCGCGAGUCGAGAGCCGCCAGACGAGCCUCGGACAAACUGGCGGCCGUGCGGGACGUGUUUGACGCGUGGGCGCGCCGGCUUCCCGGCCUCUACAACCCGGGCCCCGACGUGACCGUGGACGAGCAGCUGGUCCCCUUUCGAGGUCGAUGCCCGUUCCGCCAGUACAUGCCCAGCAAGCCCGCGAGGUACGGCGUCAAGCUGUGGGUGGCCUGCGACGCCAAGUCCAGCUACGCGUGGAACGUGCAGGCCUACACGGGAAAGGCCGCGUGCGGCGCGUCCGAGAGGAACCAGGGCGCCCGGGUGGUGCUGGACCUGACCGAGGGGCUCGCGGGCCCUCGCAACGUCACGUGCGACAACUUUUUCACCUCGUACGACCUGGCGCGGCGGCUCCUGCGCGAGAGGCGCCUCACCCUGGUGGGCACGAUGCGCAAAAACAAGCCGGAGCUGCCGGCCGCCUUGCUCGACACCAGGGGCCGCGCGGUCGCCUCGUCCAGGUUCGCCUUCACGCCCGACGCCGCUCUGGUGUCCUACGUGCCCAAGAGGAACAAGAACGUGCUGCUGCUGAGCACGCUGCACGCGGGGGACGCGCGGCUCCUGGUGGCGUCCGGCGGCCGCGCGGCCAAACCCGAGAUCGUGCUCCACUACAACGCCACCAAGGGCGGCGUGGACAACCUGGACAAGCUCGUGGCCACGUACAGCUGCCGUAGGAAGACCGCGCGCUGGCCCCUCGCCGUGUUCCACAACGUCCUCGACGUGUCCGCCUACAACGCCUUCGUGAUCUGGCGAGAGCUCAGGCCCGCGUGGAUGCGCGGCAAGCUCAACAGGAGGAGGGCGUUCCUCGAGCAGCUGGGACGGGCGCUCGUCGCGCCGCUCAUGGAGAGGAGGAGGUGCCUCCCUCGCACGGAGGCGGCCGCCGCGCUCGUCAGGGCCGCGACGAGAGGGCCAGCCGAGGGCCCGCGACGACCGGAGGGCGAGCGGGAACCGCCCGCGCCGAGAGCGGCCGGCGAGAGGAAGAGGUGUCAGCUCUGUCCCAGGAGCAACGACCGCAAAACGAACGCCGUCUGCGCCAGCUGCCGGAGCUGCUUCUUAUUUGAGAGUGCAGAUGCAAAUUUUGCAAGAAAGCAUACCAUGGCUUCUAACCAAUGCACCCAGGUGAUGGUUGACAGAGGAUUCGCUAACGACGGCAAGAAAACCUGUUUGCCGGAGAAAACCUUCAUCAGGGGUACUGUGGACGAGGUCCGAGCCAUCUGUGAGGGUAGAGGAAGUGGAGUCAGCAAAGAGAACUUUAAACUGGUUGAGUGUAAAAUUGAUCCUGCUCAUAACAAGCCUCCCAACUGUCAGUACACGGUGGAGGAGGUGGAGAAGAAAAUUCUGGUCACCUGUGUCAAAAACAAACCUACUGAGUUUCAACCACAGGAGUAA